This is a messenger RNA of Penicillium verhagenii, 915 nucleotides long. RefSeq names its product lipase family protein. Bases 1 to 915 code for a protein of 304 amino acids. The record is from RefSeq and is a predicted model, not a curated record. Gene Ontology annotation, biological process: lipid catabolic process. NCBI's taxonomy places the organism in Eukaryota, Fungi, Ascomycota, Eurotiomycetes, Eurotiales, Aspergillaceae. The transcript has 3 exons.
AUGCGUUUCCAUGUCUUGUUAGCUCUUUCAGCGCUUUCAGUGCUGGGCCAUGCGCUCCCAAGGAAUCUACAGGCCCGGGAUGUCGCCGCCGACGAGUUAUCUGACUUCAAGUUUUGGGUUCAGUAUGCUGCUGCUGCCUAUUGUCGCAACAGCUACACUGCGAAGGCCGGUACUCAAUUGACCUGCUCGGCUGGCAACUGCCCUCAAGUUGAGGCCGCUGGUGCCACAAUAGUCUACGACUUUUCCAAUACCACCAUAACCGAUACCGCUGGGUUUAUCGCAUUGGACGAGACAAACAAGGCAAUCGUACUUUCCUUCCGCGGCUCUUACUCGGUCCGCAACUGGCUCGCCGACGCCGACUUUCCCUACACGAACCCCGGUCUCUGCGACGGCUGUGAAGCUGAAUCUGGCUUCUGGAAUUCCUGGAACUUCGUUCGAGACCCUAUUUCCAAGGUUCUCAACGAGACCGUGGCUAAAUAUCCCGACUAUGAACUGGUCGUCGUCGGCCACAGCCUUGGUGCUGGAAUUGCUACUCUCGCAGCCGCUGACCUUCGUGGAAUGGGCUACCCUUCGAUUAAAAUGUAUGCCUAUGCUUCGCCUCGAGUCGCCAACUCAGCACUGGCCGAUUUUAUAACCGCCCAGGGAAAUAAUUACCGUUUCACGCAUACGAAUGAUCCAGUGCCAAAGCUUCCUCUGCUUGCUAUGGGCUAUGUCCAUGUUGCCCCGGAGUACUGGAUUACAUCGGGCAACAAUGUCACGGUUACAGCCAAUGAUGUUGAGAAGCUUGAGGGCACAAUCAAUUGGGAUGGUAACACUGGAACGGGUGCGCCGUUGAUAUCCGAUUUCCCUGCUCACCAUUGGUAUUUUGAGCGUGCGGAUAACUGUCUUGGGGCUGGUCUGCCUUUGAAGGUCUAA